Messenger RNA from Plenodomus lingam JN3, 1314 nucleotides. RefSeq lists its product as uncharacterized. The record is from RefSeq and is a predicted model, not a curated record. NCBI's taxonomy places the organism in Eukaryota, Fungi, Ascomycota, Dothideomycetes, Pleosporales, Leptosphaeriaceae.
AUGGCUGAACAGGCGACAGCCACUCUUGCGAGCCUGCCUCUGGAGGUGCGCCAUAACAUAUUUGCCCACGCAGCUUCACGUCCCUUCAAAGCCAAGAAUCUGCUGCGCUACUGGUUCGAAAAACAAGAUGCGAAACAGCAGAUUUCCGAAUUGGCCGCCGACCACCCUGCCGGGCCUGCACCUCGAGUAAUCUACUGCGCCGAUGCCUUUGAUGGAGACAGUGAGAUAUCGGACUGCGACGAGUACGAUGAAGCCGAGGGCGAGGAGAACAGCCAAGAAGCCGAAAACGACGAGUACGACGAGGAUGACGAUGGCCAGCCUGAACAUGAUGAUUACGAUACUGAUGACGAUGUUGAUGAACAUGAUGAGACCAUGGAAGAGGAUGAGGAUGACCAGGCUACAGCAGUAGUGAGCGUGCCUUCCACCCAGACCCAGAAUCCUGCGCCUGUUCCCACACAGGUGGCAUCGGGGAACUUUCCAGGAAAUGCAAAUUCUACAAAUGGGUCCCAGAGCAAGGAGCAAGACGGCCUACUUGAUGACGAGGAUGAUAACGAUGACGAAGAAGAUGAAAUGGCCAGCAAUGAGGAUGAACAGGACGAACUGGACGAAACUGGAGAUAACGGUUAUGAGUACUGGAAUGAAAAUUGGGGUGAGGACAGCAAUGAUGAAGCGGAUGACCGGGUUAACGAUGGCGAAGAUGCUGCAACUGACUUACGCUCUCCUAUCAUCCACGUCCCGGCUAAAUGGCGUCAUGUCCCCAAUUUCAUGCGCCUGUCCCAGUGCCCGCCAUCAGUCGAGCUCUUCUUGAUUUCUCAACAGUUCAGCACUGAAGCCAAGGAUUGGUUCUAUAACGUCGCCGUCCUUCAUAUUGAGGCUACUGCCAGCUUCGCGCACACCUCUUUCGUUGAAGAAGCUGUCAGCCAGAUCACUAAAGUCGCCUUUUCUCCCAUAGAGAGCAUCCGCAAGAUAGAAGUCACUUUUGUUUGGGACUCAGCCUGGAUGCACACGGACACAACUGGCUACGUCGAUGAGAUCUUCCCCGCCCUUCUCCGCCAACGCACGAGCUUGGUCAUUCAAAUCCUCCAACAGGCGCCUGAGCUCCGUGAGGUGAUCGUUCAUUGGCAUGACUCUGCACAAGAAGAUGCUGACGGCGCCCUGCGCCUCGACGUCUUCGAGUACUUCGUAUUUCUUAACGCAAAUGUCCAGUUCAAGGAGUACUACGUUGCGGGAAAACCGAAACGCAACAGCAUUGUAGGCCGACAGCGCAUGGAGUACCAGAACAUUCUUGACCAGGGUCUGGGUCUCUUAUGUUAG